Molecule: messenger RNA, 1371 nt
Organism: Trypanosoma theileri
Lineage: Eukaryota; Euglenozoa; Kinetoplastea; Trypanosomatida; Trypanosomatidae
Exons: 1
Coding region: 1-1371 (456 amino acids)
Source: RefSeq, a predicted model, not a curated record
AUGAUGAGAAUGAGGGAAACAUCACUGAGAACUCCUACUCGAGCUUCAUUGCGUAUUUUAAAUCUCCUGCACAUACCAAAUCAUAUACACAUAGAUGGACCAUACACUGCCCUGUUAAGUGUACGACGUACACUGAAACACCGUUCCUUAUCUCCUAAUGAUCCCUUUGGUGAAGUUGCCUCUUCUAAAGAUCCUUCAGAUGGUUUUUAUAGUGCCUGGAGUAAUGUAGACAUGGAUGCCUUUGCGAAUGCAGCGGCAAGUGAAGAGAUACGCACAGCCCACUUUGGACCAGAGUGGUCUAGGUUUACUACAAUAGGACGACUCUCGGUAAAGAAAAUGCAAAAAGAGGGAAAUGUGAAGGAAAAAGAUACAUUAGAUGAAGGAACACUAACAAGGUCUCUCACUAUGGAGGAACUCCACUCAUCUGAAUUAGAGGCACGAAGGAAAUUAUUUGAGAAGAACUAUACAAGUUAUGAAGAGUAUGUGGAAAAGGAACUGAGUAGCAGUAAUAUGGAUGAUAACAACAACAACAACAACAAGAGGAAUGAUAAUAAUAAUAAUAAUAAUAAUAAUAAUAAUAAUAAUAAUAAUAAUAAUAAUUAUCACAAUAGCAAUAAUAAUAAUAAUAACAACAGUCAAAGAGACCAUGAAAUGGAAGACUCUACAGAUGCCAUAAUGGAUGUGGAAAAUGAAUAUUCCAUGCCGCUUCCACGAUUUCUAACAGAAGAAAAAAAACACAUGCAAACAUCAAAUCAUUCAGAAUUACCAAUAACGUCGAGUAAUAUUUCAGUUUCAAAUCGUCGUGAGAUCUCGCAGGUACCAGAGUCCUUGAUGUGUGUUAUUCUUAAUGCCUUGGGUGAUCCCCAUGGGGAUCCACAACUCCCACGAACAGAUCCAUUACAUUGGAGUACAGAUGAUAUUAUUCUCUGGUUAACAAAGAUGGAAAAAAAACAAUUAGACAUGACAUCAGCCUCUACUACAGGCGUGAGAGAGAGUUUGGCAAUGGAGGAUGUAUGUAUGCAGGAGGCAUUCCGCAUGGUUCAGAUCAACGGGGAGUUCUUACUGCAGCACACGAUGCCAAGCACAAUGUUUCAAGUAAUGCGGCGAUGGUAUUUACGUCGACAAGAAAUUGGUUUGAAUAUUUUAAAACAAAAACAAAAUUUGCAAAACAAUAAUAAUAAUGAUUAUAAUUCUAUCGAACAUACAAAAAACAAUAGAAAUGUAAACUAUUGUGUUGAUAUUGUUUCGGAAAGUGUUCUUGUGAAUAAGGCUGUUGAAGAGGGUAGAGCUAAGCUUGAUGAGACUAUAUUACGCAUUACACCUUUGCUUAUUCAAGAAACCAUAUCGCAAUGCUAUCCAUACUGCCGUUAA